AUGAUACCAGUCCAUCAGACCACCGCACCAGACAAUCAGAUCAGAGAUCAAGCUACAGCAGCCUCGUACACAACAGAACAUCGUCAGACCCGACGAUCAAAUCAGACCAUCAGAACAGACCACCACCGUCAAACCAGACCACCAGAUCAGAUCAACCCGCCAGACCACAGACCACCAUCCUCCAGACAGAACAGGAUACCCAACCCCUUGAAAUGGUACAGGUCAGGUGCAUUCUUUAUGGGUUGGGACAAGGGGGGUAUAUAGAGCUCUGGAUGAACCUUGCAAAGCAUACUUUCCACACACUUUCGGCCUGAAGUUUCCGGACUUUUUUUCGGCUUAAUCUAACUUUAGUUACUUUAGAUAGUGGGGUUCCCAGGGCUGGUAAGGGCCUCCCCUUCCCUUUUUCAUUAGAUGGGUUCCUUUGCAGGUGUUCAUUCAGCAAUAAGAGUUCGGCUUUUAGGAAUAGGUUCGGCUUUUUGGAUUCGGCUUCGAUUCUAGGAAACGGUUCGGCUGCAUCUUUUUACGCCUUUUCAGAUGGACGUCACCACCGCUGCUUUUCUCGUCGUCGUCGUCGACUUCACUACGAUCUCCCGCUUAGUUGCGCCAAUUUAAAUUUAUCUAUCACACUUCACUUGACAGUCUGUGCGCUGCGGCAAGUGAAGCUUUCAUUCGCAAGGUUCAACCAGAUAGUGAUUAUUCUAAGACAUAACUUAGUAAACUAGAGGCUUCGGAUCAUUAAGCUACAGUGAGAGUACCUCAUUUGGUCACUGCUUACAAGCUUAGUGGUCUCUCUGGUUACAGGUAAAUAGUUAGAAUAGCCUCGCAAAUUUGGGUCUGCUCCUACCAAUUUGGCUUUAAUUAAUUUUGAUGUUAAAAAGUACAAGUGUGAAAUGGAAUUUUUUUAUCCGCAAUUUCAGACCUCGAACUUGUGAUGGUAGAUCAGUUAACAGGUUUAGUCUUACAACAAAGGUAAUCUGGAACCAGGCGUUUCUUCCCGCGAAGAGUUAACACCUUGUUGCAGGUUACAAGGGCAACAUGGGGCAAUCCACACACCACAGGCUAGAUCGUUUACAAAUCGUAAGCGUAGGUAGUCUUCGAGACCAAUCAACGACGGUGUUUCAUCGUUCGAGGAACAAGAAGAUGCCGACAAGCUAACUUAAGUUUAUUAGCCCGCGAAGUAAUCACGAGAAUGUAUCGAAUUUGGACCGAAUAUUUCGGGGACACACAUGUGAAGGCCCACCAUACCUUAAUAUGUGUGCCCCUGAAUUGCAUUCAAGUGAAAACCUCGCUGGUUAUAGAUAGUAUUUCCCGAUCAGUAUAAGUAGCAGGAGAGGAUACUUUGGCUUGGCAUUGUUGACACUAAGACGAUCUGAUUUGUCUUCCUGUUAAUUUUGCUUGGCUGGAGGGUUUUCUUCUUAGGAAGUCCUGCAUUGCACUGUGCAGGCACAGAUCGUCUACAAAUGGUAGGCGUACGUAGUCUUCACGUCGACCGUUCGUGGCUAUAAUGGCUUCUUCGUCCUCCAGACGUCGUCAGCAUUGUUCUACCUCCAACAGCUCUUGAAGUAUGUCACGACUGGGACCAAAUCCUAUACAGCACAUGUUUCUUCAACUUUUUUUCUGAAUCUUGUAACAAAAUGUUGGAAAUAUGAAUAAAAUUUAUUUUAUUAUAUUGUUUCAUAUUGUAUUGUGGGUCACGUGUAGCAUCAAGAAGAAGAGGCCGGCCGAAGAAAGGAGAACAAAGAACUUCGAGAGCCUUAGAAAGAUAGUCCAGUAGCCCUGUUAAUUAAGUAGGCCAGGUACCUUCCUUUGCAGCCAUGAACGGAGAAGAAAGAAUCACGUCGGACCAAACUGGACAAUAACGAUGAUGACGAUGCCAAUGGGUGAUGUUGAUCGUUUACACUAAGAAGUCAUUCUGCUUUUAUGGAAAUAGAAGCCGAUGACAUCUUAGUGUGAACGACUUCAUCAUUAGGAAGGCCAGGUUAAGCCAGAUGAGACAGCAUAGAGUAAUAUAAUAACAUUUAAGAGCUGUCUCGACUAACGUUGUUAUUUCCAUAAUUAAGACCCUACAUUUCCACUCUCCUUCCUUGUGGAAACGAAUUUAAAAAAUUUUUGAAACAAAUCAAACAAGCUGCCCUUGAAAUUUAGAAUUGGAAAAAGCAAUUCCAAAAACUGCUCCGAGCAGAAGUUAAAUUUCGUCGUAUUUCGGAUCCUGUGUUGGGUAAUUAUUGUUCUUGUCGCGUAGUACAAUUUUAGCUGAGACAGCAAAUAUAUGUAAUAAUUUUAAUUUUAAUUGGCCGGCCGGACUUCAUCUUUGGAGCAACUCCAAGUGAUCAUCAUCAUCAUCAUCAUCAACAACAACAACAACAACUUCAUGGACUAUACCUAUCUAUGUCUUGGUCUAUUGGAUUUUUGGUCCCAGUAUCCUUGGUCCUUUGUUGGAGGAACAUGACGACAGAGUACAGCAGCCCAUAUAAGGUAGGGCUGAUUGAUGUUGGUACAAAGUUUGCACAAAGCAGACCCCUUUGGUCUGCAAUAGCGUACGGUAAAUUGAAUUUCCGCGGCACCAUUAUUCUUCUAGAAAAGUUCAUAGCUAAUGCAAACCUUGCACUACAUCAAUCAGCCCAAGCAAUAAUUCAGUGUGGCACCAGGUAUGUGGAUUUUUUUUCUUUGUUAGGCGAUUAGUUUUUCGGUUCGGUCCAUUCGGCUUUUUUCCGAUCUUCGAUUCGACUUGCGAUCUGUUUCCGGAUUUGACUUCGAAAAAUGUGAAGGCUUGGUAUCGACGAUGUUUCGAUAGCAAGCUGCCAAAUAUCCCUGCGUACCGUCCGGGGGACCCUGGUGUGUUUCAUUCGAGGUGUCAAGAUUUAUGGACACAUGUUACACUCCUCGGUCUAACGAUCCCGGACGCCAAAUUCUUGUAGGAGCGCACCCCAUAUACUACUUAAUCAUUUCUGUAAACGGCUAAUUCAAUUCAAUAAAAACACAUUAUCUAAUUUAAUGCGUUGUCUGUGUGUGAUUUUUUUAAAUAUUAAGUUAUAGAGUAAUUAGUUAAAAGCACUAAUGAUGAUUUGAUUUGCAGGUAUCUUACAAAAUACUUGUUGUAAUAAGAUCAAUGAAAAUAAAACAUAAUAAAAAACAAAGUUGUGAUUGUGGUGUCCUUUACACAGUUACGCGCGCGCACUAACAUUGUGUCACAACAGUGUGUUCUACAGCAAACACACAAAUAACUAACUUUUUUAUUUCAGGUAGUAGUACAUCGAAAAUCAUUCUUUUUCAGUUUUUUGGCCUCUACCUCCAUUUUUUUCUUGAGCGGAUGAAAACACAUCUUUUUUGGGGGCGCGCCCUUUCAAGAUCGCACAAGCUUUUUUUCCCUGCCCUUGGAUUACUUUUUUUGGAUGCGUUCUUGAAGAAACGCAUGGCACCACCAACGAGGAAGUCGAAAGGAAGUGCGAAAUGCAGUAUAGAAAUUUGUAAUUGAUUUGUACGUAAUUUGAAGCUGGUGAAAAAUAAAGUUUAAAAACAAAAGAGCAAUUCAUCAGCUUCUUUUUUCCUUUCCUUCCUUUAAGCAAUUUAAAUAAGUUAGAUUUUUGUUGUAACUUGGUUGCUUUACUGCAAUAAACAAUAAAUGUUUGACCAACACAAUGUCGCUUCAUAAGUGUAUUUUUUUUUUCUGUUAAAGCGAUAAUAAGUAAUUUAACAAGUUUUAUUACAGGAAAUUCGGCCAUCUUCUUUUUAAACGUUUUCUUCGCUGGAACAUCGCUGCCUCGAAGACGUCGUUUUGGGCGCGCCCUCUCAAGACCGAGCACGCCAAACUGAUUGUUUGACGUAUGGUCUCAAGAAGCUCGUUUUGGAAGUACUUCUGGCUGCGUUCCUGAAGAAACGCAUGGCGACAUUAGUUACGACUGAAAAAAGACUCCAAGUUCUAAAGGUAACACAGAUAUUUUUUCUUUUUUCAGUUGUUUUAACUGUUGGAUGAUCUUUUUUGUUUCAGAUUAAGUGCGUCGGUGAAGUGAGCUUUUUUUCAGCGCCUAAGAGGUAAGGAAAAUGAAACUGACCAUGAGAACACUAAAUCUGAUUCUGCUGAUAGACGCACUUAACUUCAGAUGAUGUUAAAACUCAUUCAUUCAGGCUUUAGUGGGAUUCAAACCCACGAUAUUUGUUUAGUUACUGGUAGUCAUAAUCUACCAAAGAGUGCAAUUUUCAAGACGUACAAAAAAGGAUCUGUUUGAUGAUACCUGACAGAUAUUGAUUGGAUGUCAGUAGUUAGUUCCAAGGCCUUUUAAAGGAAAUGAUGUCUGCAACCGGUUUUCCAACUGCACCACAAAACCAGUGAAUUGUUAUUACUUACUCUGUUUUUCAAGAAGUGUUUCAUUUAGGUCAGAGAAGUCUAGCCGUGUUAUGGCAGCCCUGAACUCCCAUCAACAGCGAUCUGCAGUCGGUAAGAACCAGUAUAUACGAAAGUCUUCGUUUUCAAGAAGAUAAACAUUAUUUUCCAAGGAGUGCGUUGUUUCGUUCAAGGAAAGAGUUUUAAAGUCAUUUGUGCCCGUCCGAACUGACAAUCGUAAAUUUACAGCUUAACUGGUUUCUGUUCCAGUGGGAUUCCAACCCGUGAACAUUGCUUCGUUAGUAAGCAAUCUAAUAUGAAAUAUAACUGGUAUUCAAACGCCAGGACAUCUAAACCACGUCCCCAUGGCGAGGGCUGAAAAAAGCUGUAUAUAUUGAAGUUGAGUUUCAACUGUCACAACACAACGUUAUCUUUGAUAAUCUGUUUUAAAAGCUUUUCAUUUAGGUCUGCAAUUCCAGUGCUUAACUCCGACGGUCCUUACAUAACAUUAACCGGCCUGGUGACGUAUAGGUAUGAACACAUGACCCUUCCUACAAGAUCCAAGGUAUGUAUCCUAAAGGUUAAAAAUCUUUACCCAAAAUAUUCUAAAACGACCGAAAAAGCUUUUGAUCAGUAUUUUAAGCCAUAACCUUGAUUACAAUGAUCAUCCUACUCACGUCUCUGAAGAUUACUGUCGUUUUACGUUUUAAUGGAAUUCAAAUCCACUGGGCCCUUUCUAAAAGUUGCACAUAAGGACGCCUUUUUGGGAUAAAAAUCUGUAGCCUUUGUUUAACCGUUCGUGGUGGCGAGCAUAAUUCAUCCAAAUGCAGUUUCCUUAAAUAUGAAGUUUCCUCUUCGGUUUACAAAUGUAUUGCAUAUUAGAACGUAUCCUUUCCUUCAAUGGACUCCUAAUCCAGGAAGGUUGCUGGAUUUACGAGGUGUUAGUGGGAUUCAAACCCACGGCUACUACGAGGAGCACAAAAUAUAAUAGAUUUUCAUUUUUUCAAAGCUAAAUUUCUUGUUCUUGAGAUGUAUUUUAUUUAGAUCCUAAAAGACUCCAGACGUCACAUCCUGUCUGGCCUGCAGAUCAUGAAGUCCUAGCCGGCAGUGACUUGUGAACGAUAUGAGGGAACCUGCUUAACUCAACCUGCUUAACUCGGCAGAGGUAAGUAUAAGAAUAGAAAAAUAUCUAAUACUCAACUUUCACUGAAAAGAUUAGCGAGUACGUGGCUGAAAAGAAAUUAGGCUCGGAUAGAAACUGUGCGCGUAAAAUUCCAACCUUUAUGUACCGAAUCAAAUGAACUAAGUAUGUGCUAAAACUGCAGAAAUCGGAGAGAUAUUUAUUACAAAUGGAAAAGAGUCGCAAUGAUCGUCACCUGAGCCCUUAAUCUUGGUUUGGGUUUUGCAAACCUUUUUCGGAUUUAAGUACUUUUCAAAGAUACAACUGAAUUUGAAAAAUUAACUCUUCCUGUACAAUUUUUCUACGUUUCUCCUUAGCUAUAUACUCUGGUACUUAAUUAAACCAUUUAGUAAUAAUAUCUCUUAUCUUUUUUAAUAUCUUUUCUUCUUUCCAAUUUUCAGUUCUCCGAACAGACUUCCAGGCAGACCUCCAAAUUAGACCAUCAUACCAGACCAUCAAUUCAGCCCCAGAUCAGAACACCAAAUCAAAAUACAUCAUUACAUCGUCAGCCCGACCACCAAAUCAGACCAUUAGAGCAGACCACCACCACCAAUCCAGACCACAGGAUCAGAUCAGGUUACCCCACCAGACCACAGACCACCGUCCUCCAAACAGGACAGCAUACGCAGCCUCUUGAAAUGGUACAGGUCAGGUGCAUUCUUUAUGGGUUGGGUCAAGGGGGGUAUAUAGAGCUCUGGAUGAACCUUGCAAAGCAUACUUUCCACACACUUUCGGCCUGAAGUUUCCCGAAUUUUUUUCGGCUUAACUUAACUGUAGUUAGAUUAGCUAGUGGGUUCCAUGGGCUGGUAAGGGCCUCCCCUUCCCUUUUUCAUAAGAUGGGUUCCUUUGCAGGUGAUCGGUCAGCAAUAAGAGUUCGGCUUUUAGGAAUCGGUUCGGUUGUUUGGAUUCGGCUUCGAUUCAAGGAAACGGUUCGGCUGUAUCUUUUUGCGCCUCUUCAGGUGGACGUCACCACGCCGUCGUCGUCGUCGUCAUCGUCGACUUCACUACGAUCUCCCGCUUAGCUGCGCCAAAUUGAAUUGAUCUAUCACACUUCACUUGACAGUCUAUGCGCUACCCAAGUGAAGCUUUCAUUCGCAAGGUUCAACCAGAUAGUGAUUAUUCUAAGACAUAACUUAGUAAACUAGAGGCUUCAGAUCAUUAAGCUACAGUGAGAGUACCUCAUUUGGUCACUGCUUACAAGCUUAGUGGUCUCUCUGGUUACAGGUAGAUAGUUAGAAUAGCCUCGCGAAUUCGGGUCUGCUCCUACCAAUUUGGCUUUAAUUUUGAUGUUAAACAGUAUAAGUGUUAAGUGAACUUUUUGAAGCGCAUUUACAGACCUCGAACUUGUGAUGGUAGAUCAGAUAACAGGUUUAGUCAUACAACAAAGGUAAUCUGCGACCAGGCGUUUCUUCCCGCGAAGAGUUAACACCUUCUUGCAGGUUACAAGGGCAACAUGGGACAAUCCACACACCACAGGCUAGAUCGUUUACAAAUCGUAAGCGUAGGAAGUCUUCGAGACCAAUCUACGACGCAGUUUCAUCGUUGGAGGAACACCAAGAAGACGACAAGCUAACUUUGAGUUUAUUAGCCUGCGAAGUAAUCACGAGAAUGCUAUCGAAUUAGACCGAAUAUUUCGGGGACACACAUGUGGAGACCUACCAUACCUUAAUAUGCGUGCCCCUGAAUUGCAUUCAGGUGAAAACCUCGCUGGUUAUAGAUAGUAUUUCCCGAUCAGUAUAAGUAGCAGGAGAGGAUACUUUGGCUUGGCAUUGUUGACACUAAGACAAUUAGAUUUGUCUUCCUGUUAAUUUUGCCUGGCUGGAGGGUUUUCUUCUUAGGAAGUCCUGCAUUGCACUAUGUAGGCACAGAUCGUCUACAAAUGGUAGGCGUACGUAGUCUUCACGUCGACCGUUCGUCGCUAUUGGUUUUUCUGGUACUCCAGACGUUGUCAGCUUGUUCUACCUCUAACAGCUCUUGAAGUACGUCACGACUGGGACCAAAUCCUAUCCAGCACAUGUUUCUUCAACUUUUUUUCUGAAUCUUGUAACAAAAUGUUGGAAAUAUGAAUAAAAUUCAUUUUAUUAUAUUGUUUCAUAUUGUAUUGUGGGUCACGUGUAACAUCAAGAAGAAGAGGCCGGCCGAAGAAAGAAGAACAAAGAACUUCGAGAGCCUCAGAAAGAUAGUCCAGUAGUCCAGUUAAUUAAGUAGGUCAGGUACCUUCCUUUGCAGCCAUGAAUGGAGAAGAAGAAUCACGUCGGACCAAACCGGACAAUAACGAUGAUGACGAUGCCAAUGGGUGAUGUUGAUCGUUUACACUAAGACGUCAUUCUGCUUUUAUGGAACUAGAAGCCGAUGACAUCUUAGUGUAAACAACUUCAUCAUUAGGAAGGCAAGGUUAAGCCAGAGGAGACAGUAUAGAGUAAUAUUUUUUAAGAGCUGUCUUGAUUAACGUUGAGAUCUCCAUAAUUAAGACCCUACAUUUCCUCUCUCCUUCCUCGUGGAAACGAAUUUGAAAAAUUUUGAAACGAAUCAAACAAGUUUUUCUGGAAAUUUGAAAAUGGGAAAGGCAAUUCUAAAACUGCUGCGCGCAGAAGUUAAAUUUCAUCGUAUCUCGGAUCCCAUAUUCAACAAUUGUUGUUCUUGUCGCAUAGUACAAUGUUAGUUGAGACAGCAAAUAUAUUAAAUAAUUUUAAUUUUAAGUGGCCGGCCGGACUUCAUCUUUGGAGCAACUCCAAUUGAUCAUCAUCAACAACAAAAACAACUUACAACAACAACAACAACAACUUCAUGGACUAUACCUAUCUACGUCUUGGUCUUUUGGCUUGUUGGUCCCAGUAUCCUUGGUCCUUUGUUGGAGGAACAUGACGACAGAGUACAGCAGCCCAUAUAAGGUAGGGCUGAUUGAUGUUGGUACAUAGUUUGCACAAAGCAGACCCGUUUGGUCUGCAAUAGCGUACGGGAGAUUGAAUUUCGCGGCAACGGUUAUUCUUCUAUAAAAGUUCGAAGCUAAUGCAAACCUUGCACCACAUCAAUCAGCCCAAGUAAUAAUUCAGUGAAGCACGAGGUAUGUGGAUUUUUUUUUCUUUGUUAGGCUAUUAGAUUUUCGGUUCGGUCCAUUUGGCUUUUUUCCGGUCUUCGAUUCGACUUGCGAUCUGAUUUCGGAUUCGACUUCGAAAAAUGUGAAGGCUUGGUAUCGACGAUGUUUCGAUAGCAAGCCGCCAAAUAUCCCUGCGUACCGUCCGGGGGACCCUGGUGUGUUUCAUUCGAGGUGUCAAGGUUUAUGGACACAUGUCACACUCCUCGGUCUAGUGAACCCGGACGCCAAAUUCUAUUAGGAGCGCACCCCAUCUAUAUUUCACUGAAUUUCUGUAAACGGCUAACUCAAUUCAAUAAAAAUACCUAACCUAAUGCGUUGUCUGUGUGAUUUUUUCUUUUAGUUUAAGAUUUAGUUUAUAGCUAAGGUUUAGUUUUAAAGUAAUUACUAUAAGUACUAAUGACGAUUUGAUUUGCAGGUAUCUUAGAAAAAUACUUGUUGUAAUGGCCUUGAUAAAAAUAAAACAAACAAAAAAACGCUGAGUUUUCAGUCUGAUGUCUUUUAACACCACCGCGCGCAUUGACGUUAAGUGUCGUAUCAGUGUGUUCUACUGUAAACACACAAAUAACCAGUUCUUCAUUUCAGGUACUAGCACGUCGAACAUCAUAUAUUUUUCCGUUUUUUGACUCGACCUCUACUUUUUUUCUUGACCGUUAAUGGAUCCUUUCUUGGGGGCGCGCCCUCCCAAGAUUGUACAUGGCUUUUGUUUUUCCACCCUUGUACCACUUCAGUUCUGGAUGCGUUCUUGAAGAAACGCAUGGCGCUUACAACUUGGAAGUCGAAAGUGAAGUGUUGAAUGCAUAACAGAAACUUUUAUAUUAGGGUUACUGUAAUUGAAAGCUGAUGAAAAAUAAAGUUUACCAAACAACAGAAAAACUCAUCAGCUUGUUUUUCUCCUUUUACUUAAUCUAAAUAAGUUUUAUUUGUUGUAACAGAGUUACUUUUCCGCAUAAUGAACAAUAAAGGUUGAUCAAGACGAAACCUCUUCAACAGUGUAUUUCCUCUUUAAAGCUAUAGUAAUCUAAGUAAUUUAACAAGUUUAUUUCAGGAACAUCGGACGCGAUCUUUUUUAAACCUUUUUUUCGCUCGAACACAUGAUCGCCGCCACGAAGACGUCGUUUUGGGCGCGCCCUCUCAAGACCGAGCACGUCAAACUGAUUGUUUGACGUAUGCUCUCAAGAAGCUCGUUCUGGAAGUACUUCUGGCUGCGUUCCUGAAGAAACGCAUGAAGACACCGAUUACGACUGAAAAAACGACUCCAAGUUCUAAAGGUAACGCAGAUAUUUGUUUUUUCUUUUAGUUGUUUUAACUGUGAAAUGAUCUUUUUGUGUUUCAGCUCUCGUGCGUUAACUAAAUGUUUGCCAGCACCUUAGAGGAAAGGACGAAGGAAACGGGCCGUGAAGUACACUAAAUCUGAUUUUUCUGGUACAUGCACUUUUCCUUAGAUAAUACUAAGAUUUAUUCAUACAGGCUUUAGUGGGAUUCAAACCCACGAUCUUUGUUUUAGUUACUGGUACUCCUAGUCUACCAAAGAGUGCAGUUUCCAAGACGUUGGAUUUAAAAAAUCCCGGCACUGUCUUGAGUUUGUUUUAUGAUAGCUGACAGAUAGAAAAUGAUUGGGUGCCAUCAGCAGUCAAUUUCAAGGCUUUUUUUUUUAAAGGAAAUGGAGUUUGCAAUUUGUUACCAACCGCUCUACAGAGACAGUUUUUUGACAUUACUUUAAUUUUGAAGAAGCAUUUCAUUUAGGUCAGAGAAGUCUAACCGAGUUAUGGCAGUUCCAAACUCUUAUCAGCAACCUGUAACCUGUAAGUACCCGAAUAUUAUAGUAAAGUCUUCGCCUUCAAAAGGAUAAACAUUCUAAACUAGGUUUGCGUAGUUUCGUUGAACUCCUGCUGCACCAAAAGUCGUACAUUUAUAGGUAAACUGCCUUAUCUGUUCCACUGGGAUUCCAACCCGUCAGUGAACAUUGCUUCAUUAGCAAGCAAAUCGAUAUGAAAUAUAACUGGUAUUCAAACGCCAGGAAGUCUCCAGCUCGUCCCCUGGGCGAAGGAAUCUGGAGAAAGUUGUAGAGUUUGAAGUUUACGUUCAACUGUCAUGGUUCAACGUUACCUUUGAUAAUCUGUUUUAAGAAGCUUUUCAUUCAGGUCUGUGCAAUUCCAGAAGUUGUCUCCAACACACAGUCACUAAUUAAAAGCCACUUAACCGGCCCAGUUUCUGAUGACAGCGAGCAGUACAAGACGGAAGCCUCAGAAGUUUCUUUACUGCUGAUACAUGGUGAUAUGAACAAACCUGCCUGGCAGGCCAAAGGUAAGUACUGAAACGAAAUUACGAAUACAUUAAAAAAAAUGUGAGCAGGAAUAAACUGUUAACAAGAAAAGCGCAUGUUUGUCGAAGUUUUAGAACUACGUACCGGUCCAGUAGGUAGCUCCGCCUUUGUUUUGUUAAACCUUUUACUGAAUUUCCUUGUAUUCGUGUUUCCUUUUUGUAGGAAAAUGUAGGAACUAGCUGGUGAGGCAACGUCAUGAGUAGAGGGCUGGACUUUCACCUGUUGCAUUGAUCAUGAUGAUUAAUUAUCUUGAUGAUGGUCGAUGAAUCUGAUCUUCGAUUCUUCAGCAGGUGAAACGUGCACUGAAACUUAACUAGAAGAAAUGUGUAUCACAGACUCUUAUGAGGUAUCGUAUAUACGCAUUGUGUACCUGGAGUGAAGUGCGCAGGUCGGAGAGACGUGUUCGCCCGCCAUGGGGAAUAGAGUUGUGUUCUGCUAAAUGCUUUGGUUUAUUGCUUUGUGUUACAAUAUUUUGGCGACGAGGAUGGCCGAGCUCGGGGUAGGGUGGCCUGUUAAAUGAUAAGUAAGGGAGGGUGGAGAGAAAUAGAGUAUAAAUUUGUCCAGCUCAAGACCUAUAAUUACAAUACAACAGCAAAGACAAAGUGAAUUGAGUUUUCCCGGCAGUUCGGAUGGUCUUGGCGUUCUUCUCCGAGGAUUUUCAAAAGGCCAGUAGGGAUAAAACUGAAAAUAAUGACAUGCAGAUGAAGCACACGAUGGUCUCAUUUGAAGCACAAAAGAAAAAAAUGGCGAAGAAGGAAAUAAAUCAAGAAAAAUGGAACAAAAAUGAACUUAAAAUAAGAAAUAAAUAUAAAAGGAAAGAAAAUAAAUAUAAACAUAGUAAAAUACUUAAUAAGCUAUCAUAAAUAAUAAAUUGAAAAUAAAGUCAAAUAAAUAAUACAAGAAUAAGAAAACCAAUAGUAAUGAUUACGAUAAUGAUAAUAAUAAGAGAAAAGGAAAUAAUUGCAUUAAAAGAGACUUCAUCGAUUUUUGAAAACGAAACUGCAAGGAUUCUAAGGCAGUCACGUUUCAAAAAUCAACAGAAAUAUCUUUUUAAUUUUAAAGUCUUUUUAGAUACACCUUUAAUGCUUUUCCUUUUCUUUUACCGUCAUUAUAAUCAUUACUAUUACUAUUAUCAACUAUUGUUAUUAUUAUUAUUAAUAUUAUUAUUAUUAUCAUUUUUAAGUUCCCUUUUGUUACAUUCUUCAGAUUUUUUUACCUUCUUUGUCGUUAUUCUUUUGUGCAUAAGUCAUUAUUUUUAAGUUUUGUCUCUAUUAAUAAGUUUCAAACUGUUCUAUUAAAUUUUCAACCGAGUCGAUUUCCAACUAUAAAUUAUAGGGACGGCCUGACCAUUUGGAUUAUCUGGAAACGCCAGUCCUUUUUGUCUUUGCUUGUUUCGGCUUGAUUAGUUAAUUACAUGCUUCAAUCCAAUGUAGGAACAAGUAAGAGAAAACUUAACUUUGAUAACAAGUUCAAUGAUAAGCUGAAUGAAGGAACAAAUCAGGGAAAACUUAGCUUGAUAAUAAGUUCAGUAUAACGUGUGGUCUUGCUUUCUUGAGAGAGAUAUAGGAACAGUGAGCCUUGACAAGCUGGGCAACCUGUGAAGAGGCUAGACGUAGAUGACUGACACCUGUUGCAUGGAUAAUGAUGCUGAUGAUGUUAUGACUAUGAUGAUAAUGACGAUGACGCUGACCAUGAUGUUGACGAUUAUGCUGACAAUGAUGACGACGACAUUGAUGCUGACAGUGAUGAUGAUGCUGAGGAAAAUGCUGACGAUGACGUUGACGAUGACGACGAUUAAUGAUGAUGCAAUGAUAAUAACGAUGAUGAUGCAGAUGAUGAAGAUGACGUCGCUGACGAUGAUGAUGAUGACGAUGAUGCAGAAAAUGAUGAUGAUGACGUUUUUAAGAAAGUUGUUCCUUGAUGAAAAAACUCCAAAACUCAGUAAAUGGCCAUGGCGACGUCAAAAUUGGUGA
Porites evermanni is the source of this 12894-nucleotide messenger RNA. The record is from the annotation of a GenBank genome assembly. Lineage: Eukaryota; Metazoa; Cnidaria; Anthozoa; Scleractinia; Poritidae.